This is a messenger RNA of Stegastes partitus (bicolor damselfish), 1917 nucleotides long. RefSeq names its product leucine carboxyl methyltransferase 1 (gene lcmt1). Gene Ontology annotation, cellular component: cytosol. Gene Ontology annotation, molecular function: protein C-terminal leucine carboxyl O-methyltransferase activity. Gene Ontology annotation, biological process: C-terminal protein methylation. Lineage: Eukaryota; Metazoa; Chordata; Actinopteri; Pomacentridae. The record is from RefSeq and is a predicted model, not a curated record. The transcript has 11 exons. The coding region runs from base 282 to 1259 and encodes 325 amino acids.
UGGUGUACUCCCGGUUUGAACUAGUCACUCUGGGGCAGGUUUGUUAUGAGCUAGCAAAUUAUCAUUCCCGCUAUCUUCCUCCGUAUUUCAACUAAACUAGCAGUUUCUACCGUUUUAAUUUGGCCUCCAGCAGCUCGACUAUGCUCACGGUUUCGUUUCUCCUCUACUGCGUUUUUCUUAAAACCGCCACCUGUCAUAGCAGCUAGCUAGUUAGCCUGUAGCUGCUAACCGGAGUGAAGCAGGUGGAGCGCAGCUUUAAUGUUUGCUGCUGACCGUCAUUCAUGGCAACUCGACAGCCCUUCACAGACACCGACACUGCUGAUGAAGCGGUGAGGGCGACGUGUGACGACGCCACCACCUGCAAAAGAUUUGCAACCAGUAAAGCCUACUGGAAGGACCCAUAUAUCCAGUACUUUGCGAGGUCUGUCGGAGAGCGGAAGGCUCCUGAAAUCAACAGAGGUUAUUACGCCCGUGUUCAAGGUGUAAACCAUCUCCUUGAUGCGUUUAUAAGGAAAGCAGAGUGCGACUGUCAAGUAAUAAACCUGGGUGCCGGACUGGACACCACAUUUUGGAGAUUAAAGGAUGAAAAUCUCAUGCCGCGGAAGUUCUUUGAAGUUGACUUUCCAACUGUCGUGGCCAGAAAAAUACACAAUAUAAAGACGAAGCCCCCACUGUCCAAACCCAUCAUCGAAACCCACUCAACAGACUCCUUACUGCUAGAUGCCCACAGCCUUGACUCAGAUCGUUACUGCAUCAUCGGAGCAGACCUCAGAGACGUCUCGAAUUUGGAUGAAAAGCUGAAGAAGUUCCAACUUAACCCAGAAUUACCGACGUUGCUGCUGUCGGAGUGUGUGCUGGUCUACAUGACGCCAUCCCAGUCUUCCAAUUUAGUUCACUGGGCAGCAGACACCUUCCACACCGCAAUGUUCAUCAACUAUGAACAGGUGAACAUGAGCGAUCGAUUCGGCCAGGUGAUGAUCGAGAACCUGCAGCGUCGCCAGUGCACCCUGGCAGGAGUAGAGGCCUGCCAGUCUCUGGACUCUCAGAAGGAGCGGUUUCUGAAGGCUGGCUGGGAGAAUGCCGAUGCUCUGGAUAUGAUGACGGUGUACAGUAUGCUCCCUCAGGACGAUGUAGCAAGAAUCGAGCGUCUGGAGUUCCUGGAUGAGAAGGAGCUGCUGCAGCAGCUGCUUCAACACUACAGCAUCUGCUGGGCAACCAAGGACAAACUCAACCUGGGUCUGUCACAGUUGGCGUUUUGAGUGCGAAACUGCUCCACUGUUGGACAUGCUUUACAUGCGAGUUCGCCAAAGUCAACAACAGGAGAAGAUUUGUGAAAGGAGCUGUUGGGAAAGAGGAAGCCCUUAUUCUCCACCAAGCCCUCAUCUGGGAGCUGUUCCGGUGAGGAAAAAAUCCCCGCAUCAGCAGAACGUGAUUUCAUGAGCGUCCUUUGUAACCCAUACACGCUGAAGAUAAGACGCAAUUAGACUGAAAGCUGCGAAGAGGUUUGUCACAACGCUGGCGACGGACUGUAUAACGGAUCGAGUUUGUCAGUUUGCUCCCGGCCGCUGUUGGUCUGUGACUAAACAACCACAAACACCCGCUCACCUGUGUUGGAAAGUAAAAGAAUGUGUGAAGAAUUUUAGAUGUCGUAUAGUCUAUCCUCGUCUGGUUUUUAUGUGCCAUUUUCCUUUUUAUUUAUUGAUCCGACACAUUUUCUUACAGAACAAACUCGCAUGCUAGCGUCAAAUUCCAACAAAUGCGUUACCUGCAAUAAACCGGUUCAUUUUCAUUUGCCUGUGAAAUCUUUUCUAUUUUUGAGCCUAGCAAAAAGAACAUGACAGAUUAGUUUUUAACAGAUUGUAUCUGAUGAAUGCUCAUCAAGUGCAAUUAAAUAAAAACAUGUUCUUUUAUCUAAAA